Molecule: messenger RNA, 1440 nt
Organism: Verticillium dahliae VdLs.17
Lineage: Eukaryota; Fungi; Ascomycota; Sordariomycetes; Glomerellales; Plectosphaerellaceae
Product: WSC domain-containing protein
Exons: 3
Coding region: 1-1440 (479 amino acids)
Source: RefSeq, a predicted model, not a curated record
AUGAAGUUCCUCACUGUUGGCCCGACGGCCAUUCUCAUGGCCGCGGGCGUCGACGCCUUUUUCCGCAUGGAAUGUCAAGGUCGUGUUGGCCUUGCCCGGAUUGACCCUAUGAUCUCACCCGGAGAGCCUUCGCUCCAUCUUCAUUCAAUUCACGGCUCGUCUGCUGUUAGAUACUACCAAUACCACUUGCCCAACCUUGUUGCGUUCCCUGCGGGUUUCCGCAUGGUGGCGGGGGAUACCAAACAACGCUCCUGGACAACCUGGAACCUGACGCAACCUGACCCUCCCGCCAACGAGUGGGACGCUCUCGGUCUCAAGACCCAGCAGUCGCUCCGUGAGCGGUCGAUGGGCUUCAACUGCCUCAACUACGCUGGGCAAGCCGAGCCUACUCUCUACCGCCACUUCCUGCCCACGCAGCAGUUCAUCCAGGCCAACUGUCCUAAUGGUAUUCGUACUGAGAUCAACUUCCCUUCGUGCUGGAACGGCGUCGACCUUGACUCGGAGGACCACCGCUCCCAUGUCGCUUAUCCUGAUGAACUCAACAACGGAAAGUGUCCUGAGGGUUUCGACAAGCACCUCCCCAACAUGCUCUUCGAGGUGGUCUGGAACACCAAGCCUCUCGAGGGCCGCAACGGCAGGUUUGUCAUGUCCAACGGUGACGCCGAGGGCUUCGGGUACCACGGUGACUUCAUCAUGGGCUGGGAUGAGGGCUUCCUCCAGCAGGUCAUCGAUACUUGCACCAGCGACUCUGGCAACAUCCUUGAUUGCCCGCUGUUUGAGAUUGUCACUGAGCAAAAGGCUCGCGAGUGCAAGAUGAACGUUCCCCAGAUUCUUGCGAGCGAGGACUGCGAGGGUCCCUUGAAGUCUCUCCCUGGCGGUGUACCCAUCAUCUUUGGCGAUGGCCACGAGGAAUACGGCGGUGACGUUCCUCAGGAGCCCACCUUCGUCCCCAGCCUGGCCCCCAAGCCUGUCACUGGUUCGACGGCUUAUGUCUACCCGGCUCAGUCUACGCAGCAGGCUGCCCCCGUCAUUCCUUCGCCCGCCCCUGUGCCCGAACCCUCGAUCCCUGAGCCUGAGGUUCCAUCUUCAUCAGCUGUGGCACCAGCGCCCGAGAGCAGCAGUGGCGACCUCUUCGCUGCAGCUGCUGUGGCGCCGUCUUCUUCUUCGUCCUCGGAACCGGCCCCGCCAGUCAUCACACCAGAGGUGAAGCCUCCUGUUCUGGUCGAGAACAAGUCCUACUACUCCACCCAGACAGUGACCGUUAGUAACAUGGUCUCGAUCAUUUACUGGGAGGAGGAAACCGUCUUCGUGACGGAAUACCUCGAUGAGACCACGACUGUUACGGUCACAGCCGAGGCGACGCCGGUGCCAGCUCCCGCUGCUCGUCUUAGGCGCCACGUGCACGGACACGCCCGCGGCCUCUCUCACCGCCACCGCUAG